This is a messenger RNA of Macrosiphum euphorbiae (potato aphid), 4890 nucleotides long. NCBI's taxonomy places the organism in Eukaryota, Metazoa, Arthropoda, Insecta, Hemiptera, Aphididae. The record is from the annotation of a GenBank genome assembly.
AUGGCCGAUACGGGAUUGUUGGCUGCACCGGCGGCGGCGGCAGCCCGGCACAGCAAAGUGCAAACGCCACCGCUGGGCGUGUUCUCGUCGGCCGAGGACACGGAUUCGGAGGCAGAAGCCGAUCGGACCCGUGACGAGGAAGAUGACGACGAUGACCACCAACGCAAACGUCAACACCACCACCACCUCCAGCAGCAGCAGCAACAAAACCAUCGCCGCCGUCAGCGACAGCUGCAGCAACAGCAGCCCGUUUGCUUGGCAGCCAGAUCUAAUGCGCCCGUCAUCAACCACAACAACAACAACAACAGCAACAGUAACAACAACAACAACAAUAUUAACAAUAAUCACAGCACGCGGAACAAGCGGAAAAACUUUCAGCCACGCAACAUCAGCUAUACGCAAGACGCGGCUGAAGACGGUUGUGAUGGCGGCAAUGGGGGCGCCGGCGGAGACUCGGCAGCGGCCGGCGGCGACUUGUCCGCGGCCGCAGUGCUCGACCUGAGCGCGUGCACCGGGUCCACCGUGGCCAAGCGGCCGCGCGUCGACGACGGUUCCGCACCGAUGGAUCUCACGUGCGCCGUAGCGCAGCCCCCAGCGGCAGGCGCGGUGCCAGCGGACAAGCGCCCGUCCACCGUCGCUGCGGCAGCAGCAGCCGCUGCUCAUGGUGUUCAGCACCUACUAGCGGCUGCGGCCGCAGCUGCCGGCCACCACCAACACCACCAGCCGCACGAAGCGACUGACUUAAAGGAGUACGCUCAGAACACGGUCCGCGAGCUGCUGGAAAUCUACGGACUCAACACGGACGUGGCCGAUGCCAUCACCAACAACGUGCCGAUGGUUAACUUCUCUACCGGUCGUAUAUUGGAAUCACUGGCUGCCAGAGGUGUGGGUCUGUAUCCGGCCCUGGGUUUGCCACUGCUCGCGGCCCAACAACACAAACCGGCUAGUGUCUCGUCGGCCAGUCCCAGGUCCAGCCCGGCGAAUUCAGCUCCAUCUUCGCCAACGCAAAAGCACGUCUCACCGUCUGUCAUCGUACCCUUGCCGCCGAUACACAGGGACACGACCGGUACCACAGCUGCGAUGACGUCACUAGGCAUUCAGACCCUGUCACCGCACUCGGCAGUCACCACUCCGCUCACGGUGCCGACGCCGACCUACGCCAAUGCCCAAGAUAACGGAAUAUCAAAACGGUCUUUGAGUCCAUUGGCGCUGACGACAACCAGAUCUGAAUCUCAGUCAACCGGAGUUUCCUCGAUCGCUUCGGCCCUCAAUAACGUCACAAUGGUGUUACAAGGGGCUUCGUCCACCGUUGGCGGUGGUAGUGGAGGUAGCGGGUGCUCAACGCCGACCAGUGGCGAUUACUCGCGUUAUGUGAGGAGAUUCAGUAGCUGUCAGGAAUGUGGAUCAGCCCGGUGCAGAGAUUUGAACUACAGAGAGCACUUCCAUUGUCUUGACUGCAAUUCGAGAGUCUUCGUCAAGAAAGAAGAAAUGAUCAGACACUUCAAGUGGCACAAAAAGAGGGAUGAGAGCUUGCAACACGGCUUCAUGAGAUACUCGCCUAGUGACGACUGUUCGGACAGAUAUCAGGGAUGCAGUCACAACCGCAAGCAAACACAUUAUCAUUGCAUUCAAGGCACAUGUGAUAAAGUAUAUAUAAGCACGUCUGACGUGCAGAUGCAUGCAAACUAUCACAGAAAGGAUUCAGCCAUAAUACAAGAAGGAUUUCAAAGACUUAGAGCCACGGAAGAAUGUCGGACACCAUACUGUGCGUUCUACGGUCAGAGAACUACUCAUUUUCACUGCAGACGUGAUCACUGUCAGUUUACGUUCAAAAACAAAGCUGACAUGGAAAAACAUAAAACAUAUCACAUUAAGGACGAACAAUUAGCGAGAGACGGGUUCAAGAAGUUCAUGAAACCGGACCCGUGUGGUUUUUCCAACUGCCGGUUCUCGCAGGUGUGUAAUCACAUCCACUGUGUGCGGGACGGGUGCAACUACGUUCUGCACUCCAGUGGGCAGCUACUGAGCCACAAGCGAAAGCACGAGCGCAAAGACAGCGAAAUUGCGUACCGAAAGUUCAAACUGGCCCAACAGGCCGUGAUGAACAUGGCUGGAAGUGGCGGUGGUGGUGUCGUGGGUGGCGUCGUAGUCAGUGGCGGCGUUGGCGCCGGCAACCCACCGGACCAGGUUAGCGAUGACGAAUGGGUGCCAUGGGACGGGCGACGAGUGGCUCACGGUGCGACGGCCGCGGCAGAUUCGCAAAUGAACGAGCUGUCGAUAUCACCCAGCAGUUCACUGCAGUUCCUCCACCAGCAGGCCAACUCAUUGGCCUCUCUGUCAGCGCUUGCCGCUCAGGCCGGCGACGCGGCCAGCUACAGCAACAGCUCGAGUGACGGAGGCGGCGGUCCCAUGUCACCACUGUCCUCUACGCCACGUGCCCCGUCCAAGAUGAUCGGUGGUCACGGGUUCUUCACAGACAACUCGUCCACCGGUGGUGCGGACGGUGGGUCGCCCGAAGAUGUGGAGAUGUGGCCAAGAUACCUGACCCGGUUCAAACCAAACACGUGCACCGGUGGAUCUGGUUGUGCUAUGUCCGAUACCGACCAUUUCCACUGCAAAGAGCCCAACUGCGAAUCCCCCGUCAAGACUCAAGAUGAGGCCGAAACGCACGCUCGUAACCACGACAACCAGGAACGGAUCAACGAGAGUUUUUACCCAGGCGGGCCGGCCUACUGUCAGGACACGUGCACCAAGGACCAACAUUUCCAUUGCGUUUUGGAAGGAUGUUACGAGGCGGUAUUGCCGUCGGAACGCGGCGAACACAUCAAGAGCCACGAUAUCCCUUACGGCCAGUACAAUUCGUUGGACGCUCUGUUCAGGAGGAAGCGAGGCCGACCGCCAAAGAACCGGGUGAUCGAAGUAUGGAAUGACUAUGCAGGUGGGUCCACCGGUGAUUCUCCGCAGGCCAUAUUUACCAGUUUCAAAUUGCCCAAGCCAUCGCAGUCGUCGGGACAGUCGCAACAGUCGGAAGAUGCGGAAGUACCCACCCAGACCACGCUGGAACAACACUGUUUCGAGGAAUAUCGAUACGGUUGUCCAGACAAUCUCUGCAAGUACACCAGCGAAGGCGUCGCGUUGCACUAUCACUGCCGCCGACCCCGAUGCUUUUUCGCCACAGACAAUGACGAAGAGUUACAAGCCCAUUCCACGCAUUUCCAUGACAACGUCACCAUCAUGGAAGGAUUUUUGUUUUUCGACCGAUCGGUCGAUUGCCGGCUGGAGACGUGCGCAAAUAACACGAUCAAUAAGCAUUUUCACUGCGUGCGAGCUGGAUGCGGUUACUCGUUCACUAGAUACACUCAGAUGGCUCAACAUUUAUUACAACAUCAGGCCACCUCUGGUUUGCAGAUUUCUGAGAAAUUAGAACCUCAAAUCAAAGAAGAGAUAUUGUCUCCGGCGAGACCCCAAGCCACCCCUUCGCCGUCCGAUUCAGCUACGAGCCAACGGUCGACAACGGUGGUGAAGGCUUCGGGCACUUUCUACCCUAUGAGCGGCCUAUCGAACGCUAAGAGUUCCUCUCCAAAUUUUUCAGACCCUGCAACCCUGACAGAAAAACCGAAAACAGAGUCCAGUUUGAGUAUCGAACCGGUCGUGACUAUUCAAGUUUUACCAGAGUGGAUGAGUUUAGAACGACAUGAGAAAUACGGACCUGAGCAACCCUGCAGCCGCGCUUUCUGCAAGCUCAAACGAAAAGAACAUUAUCACUGUAACGCGUGUAAUCAGGCUUUUUCGGAAUUGGACAAGCUCAAGCCGCACAUCAUCAAGCACACGCCGGGCGCCUUACCGACGUUUAUGCAAAAAACCGAGAACAUCAAUAACAACAACAACAACAACAACGACGAUACCGAAGAGAUCGCACAGCAUCCACCCGCACUGACAAUGAUGCCGAUCUCGGGCGACAGCAACUCGGCCGCCGGUAUGCCUCACUCGCCGUACACUAAUAUACCGGGAUUCGGUGCAGCCAUGGCAGCCGCUAUGGCCAACCAACAGUUCGCGUCUCUGAUGACUUCCCAAGGAUUGCCUUUCAUGCCACACGCCAUCCAAGCCAUGUACUCGUCUCCGACCAGCCUGAUGUUCGCUCCACCGCCCGGCUUCAACCACCACCAGACCAUGUUGGCGGCGGCCGGCCACAACGGGCUGCUGAACCACCACCGGGGUGGCGAGGCGGCUGGCGGCAGCGACGGGACAGCCGCAGCGGCGCCACAUCACCACGUCAACCGGCCAGUGUCGCCGUCACGUGACAUGAGCCCGGAAAUGAGAAAGGCACGAGUCCAGAACUCGAUGCGCAUCCUCAAGGACGAACCUGUUCCCGAGGGAUACCUGCGGUUUCGAUUCAACGAGGACUGUCAUUACGCGCAUUGUGGCUACAGGGAGCACCAGACGCACUUCCACUGUAUGCGGCAGGACUGCGGUUACAGUUUCUGUGACAAGACCAGAUUCGUGCAGCACACGGCCAGACAUGAGAGACUCGAUACUCUAAUGGGAGGCGAUUUCCAGCAAUACAGGGCCAACGUGUCGUGCGGACGAGCAGAGUGCACUUACAUUUCUGCCAUAAGUACCGGUCAGAACAAGGCAUCGCACUUCCACUGUCUCAAGUGCGAGUUCGUGUGCACCGACACCAACAAAGUAGUGGCUCACCGGCGCCAGCAUCAGAAGCUUGACUCCAUCAUGGCCGCUGGCUUCGAGAAGUUCACCCCGGCGCAGGCGUGCGGUCAGCCCGGUGGUUGCGUGCACUCCGGCAAGCAGACACACUACCACUGCUUGAGCUGCCAGUACGCCGUGCUCGGCCUGUCCCAGAUGACUGCCCACAAGUACCGUCACAUGGAAUGA